CGCAUUUAUAUCGCUCAUUUUUCUUUCAGUCGUUCUUUACAACUAUUGUAGACCUGUCGCAAUGCGUGUCGUUAGUACCCUUGGCUCUCUAGUCUUAGGCGCGGGCCUUUGCGCAGCUCGAGCUUGUGCCCCCCAUCCUCGGCCAACAUCAUUCAGCAGCGAAGUCGGCACUACAACGUCAGAGUCCGCAACGGCUACUUCUAGCUUGACUUCUCAUGAAACUCUAAGUGCCACCAAGUCUGAGACAAAAGUUGAAUCCUCUGUAACCAUAUCAACUUCUUCAACCGAGGUCUUGUCGUCUGUCGGCUCCGCCACUACCGGACUUGAAGAAACUACUUCUGGCUUGACAGUCACUGAGACUCAGACCACCGUUGAAUCCGCUGCGGCGCUGGAGACUUCUACAACCGAGGCUUCCACGUUGAUCAGCUCUUUUACCACCAAACUCGCGACAACGACUUAUGUCACUUCCCAAGAGACUGAGACCUCCACAGCUGUCGACGAAGCCACAAGCACCACAAUCGGAGCAACCACAACGACCGCUGAGCUUCCCGUUCAGACUGCCAACCUCGUUCAGAAUGGUGGUUUUGAAGAUUCUUCCAUCGAGCCAUGGGAGGCCUCAGGAGCCACUCCGACUGUCGAAGCAUUAUUUUGCCCCGAGGGGACACAUUGUCUGAGGUUCACUGGAUCCUACGAUGGCAAUACCGCCACAAUAUGCCAGCGCGUCCAAGUUGAGCAGGGCUUUGAAUACACUUUCAAAUCAAAUGUUAAUCAGAACUGUAUCAAAUCCUUUGGUUCAGCCAUACUCUCAUGCGACGACAACAUCAACACGGUUGAACUACUUAUUGAUGGCGUAUUCGACUCUGGAGAUCAAGGAAUUAUCGGAGAUUCUAAUUAUCAUGAGUUCUCAAACACUUUCUCAUAUGUCGGCCCAAGCAUUGACUCGACCGAUCUUUGCAUCAUUUUCAAGGUAAACCAGGGCGUUUAUUACAGCCACUACCUUGAUGGCAUUUCCUUGACCCGUGGGAAAGCCGUGCCUAUCCCUGCUGAAACAGACUAAGGUCUUUCAUGGAGACACUGAACCUUGGUUGAUAUUUCAAGGAUGGAUCAUAUCAAAUAGGUGCGAUUGGUCCGCUUAUUCACUAGUCAGCCAAGCUCCCUUAUUAUAUAAGGCAGCUCGCACCUCCCCUUUUUACUACAAUUCAAGGCUCUUUUGACCCUCUCUUAUGCGCUCCUCUGCUGUGCGUGUCACAGAUCAGUACGCAUCAUGAGAGAUUUGAGGUUGGACGGCAUCACAUUAUGCUUGAUAUUAGUAGAUUACACUUCUUGUCAGUUCUGCUGGCUCUACUAUUUACAGUUACAACAAAUAGAUUUGAUGAUAGAAAUAAAUUUCUUCAAAAGAUGGAAAUCAA
Molecule: messenger RNA, 1409 nt
Organism: Fusarium oxysporum Fo47
Lineage: Eukaryota; Fungi; Ascomycota; Sordariomycetes; Hypocreales; Nectriaceae
Exons: 3
Coding region: 62-1057 (331 amino acids)
Molecular function (GO): hydrolase activity, acting on glycosyl bonds
Source: RefSeq, a predicted model, not a curated record